Cuscuta europaea is the source of this 1971-nucleotide messenger RNA. The record is from the annotation of a GenBank genome assembly. NCBI's taxonomy places the organism in Eukaryota, Viridiplantae, Streptophyta, Magnoliopsida, Solanales, Convolvulaceae.
UCCCUCUCUCCUCCCUCUUUUCUAAAAAAUGCAGCCCCCCUCCCCCAUCCUCUCCCCUUUCUAUCUCUUUUCUCCAAAUCUUGAUUUCUUCUCCAUUUCAACAUCUCUCUCCAUCAAGUCUUCCCAUGUUUACAAUCUCCCCCCCCUCCCAAGCUUCUUCUCCUGCUUCAUGCCUCUUCUGCCUUUUUUUCGUUUCAAAUGCAAGAGCUACAGUAGAUCGGACGAAGGGGAGAGUUGGGUGACGUUGGAUAGCUUGACACGGGGAGACAACGACGAAAGUGCAGACCAAGAAGCUUUGAAUGACUUGAGAAGAUCUACUUUUCUUGAUUUUUUUCUUGAUUUUAUGGUGUGUUAUCGAAAAAAGGGUUGUCUGUCUGACAGACAACUGUAAGUGCAGUGUCUGUAUUUGUUAGUAAGACUCGUGAAGUUGUCUGUCAUUUGAUCGUUAGUUGUCUGUAUUUGUUUUGAGUUGUUUGUAUUUGUUUCGAGUUGUCUGUCAUGUUGUUGUGAGAAGUCUGUAAGAGUCGUGAAGUUGUCUGUCUGUCUGUAAUUGAUGGUUAAUUACCUGUAUUUGUUUUGAGUUGUCUGUAUUUGUUUUGAGUUGUCUGUAUUUGAUUGUGAGUUGUCUGUAUUAUGUGAUGUUUAUUUUUUGAGAUGUAAUUAGUAUAACGAGACAGACAUUAAAUAUUCACAUACAGGACAUUACUUUAUUGUGAAUUACCAUUUUGGAAUAUGUUUCAUAAAGAAGAGAGACAAUAUGUAUAACUAGACAGACAAUAUAGAUAACGAGACAGACAUUAUUUUCACCACAAAUUACAUACAAUUCACAAUGAAAUGACAAACAACUAAGUAUGAGUUACAGACAACUUCACAACUCAAAACAAUUACAGACAACUAACAAACAAAUGACAAACAAUUAAAUAUCAAUUACAGACAUUUAUUUUUCAAAUGAUAGACAAUUUCAUGACUCUUACAGACACUGCACUUACAAGUUGUCUGUGUGACAGACAACCCUUUAUAUUUCGAAAAUACAUCAAAAAUGAAGAAAACAGAAUCAAGAAAAGAAGAUUUGCCGCUCAAGUUAUUCAAAGCUUCUUGGUUUGUCUUCGUCGUUGUCUUCCCUUGAGGUUGCAUCCGAAAUAACAACCAAUGUAGGCUCCCGUCGACAACCGGCGUAGACCCGCCGUCGGCAACGUCACCGGUGGAAGUGGAGAUAAGCAGGAGAAGAUUUAAGGUUGGAAGGUGAAAAAAUGGAAAAAAUGGGAAAGAUUUUGAGAUGGAGAAGAAAGGGGAAGAGAGGGGGUGCAUGAAAAGAGGAGAGGGGGAGGGGGAAGGGGAGGAAGAGAGGUGGGGUGCAGGAGAGAGGAAGGUGGAGAAGAAAAGUGGGGGUGGGAUUUUAUAUGGAGUACAAAUGGGGUAGGGUUUGGGAUACAUAUAGCAAAAUUGAUCGUCCACAUAAUAUCCACUUCACGAGAGCUUUAAUUGUUUUGAAACUUUUAUUUCAAACUUCAAAUAAAGAUGACACAUUUUAUCUAGUGUUCUAAAUGAUGUAGGAAGUUCCUAUCAGUCUAUCACCAUGACACCGACCUGAGGAGACCUUAUGUAAAUUAUAUCGUAUAACCGGCAUACCAUGCGCAUGGUAUGCCUAGUCCAAAUACGUUACCGUUUUUUGAUAAGAAACGUUAUUUAAUUUUGCACACUUGUACUUUCCCACCUUUGUUUUUUUGUUCUUCAUUUUUUAAGUUUUAUUUGUUUCUUUAUCAAAAGUUCUCUCCCUCUAAGUCACACAUCACUCCCCUAUUCUCGUUUCUUUUUUUUCUUUUACGUUUUUUACUUUUUAUGUUCUAAUUAUCGAAAGCUAUCAUGUUUCCAAAUGAUUUUCUUAAUAUGUACUACGUAUUAUAUUUUGUGAUCAAAUUUUAAUCCUUUCAAAAAUAAAUUAAUUAUUUUUUCUUUGUGUCUUAGUCCUUA